Molecule: messenger RNA, 2191 nt
Organism: Strongylocentrotus purpuratus (purple sea urchin)
Lineage: Eukaryota; Metazoa; Echinodermata; Echinoidea; Camarodonta; Strongylocentrotidae
Exons: 8
Coding region: 115-1497 (460 amino acids)
Molecular function (GO): protein binding
Source: RefSeq, a predicted model, not a curated record
UUAGUGCUCAUUCACUACAAAGAUACCGAUCAACUACAGAACAGAAGAACUUUCAAGUUUCAAUCUACGACUAUAACAAGUUUUUAUUUAAGAGAAUUAAACAGCAGUUUCAAGAUGGCUGUACCAAACAAGCAGAAAAAACGGUCUUCUAUGAAUUUCGAGGAGAAGGCUGUGAUCAAGCGGCAGUUUUCAGAGCGAACACUGAUGGCAAAUGAGCUAGAAAACUCUCUGCAUCUGGGAAAUGCAUCCCCUAGAGUUAUGCCAGAUCAAGUGCCCUCCCUAUCCCCAAAAUUCGAGCGGGCACAAACCAUAGAUUCGGACAAUUCCUUCUUUCUUGAUAGUAGAGUUUUCGAGAAGAACUCCUCGACCAAGGAAUCCAAGCCCGAUAUCGAACGCGAACGUUCCUCCGAACCAGAGCAAGAAGACCAUUGCCUGAGCGAAGACUUGGGGAAUACAGACGUGUCAUUCAGCCACGUACAGGUGGUCGAUGUCCCGAUCAUUCCUGAAAACACUCAGACGACGGAAGCCGAGGAGGGCGUCGAGGAGGAGGGGUGUGACGAACCCGAUGGCCUCGGGAAAUUAUUGGGCAAAAUAGGCCAUAAAAUUACUCAAGUAGUUGAUCGUGUGAUGCCACAUCAGCACCAUCAUCAUGAUGAAAAGUACUAUGGCCUGGAAGGGUUCAAUGUUCAUCUACCAGCUCGUUUCCAUCAAUUCGACACUCCAUGCCCGUUCGGUGCUCGUCUCAAUAAAUCGGAGGAAGGCUAUAAGCUUGCCGAGGUACUCGUCGAUACAGCAGCGUACAAGGCUGGUCUAAGAGAGUCUGAUACACUCACCCAUCUCAAUGACAGAGAAUUACACACGUUAGACAUCAGUGAGAUUGUGGAGCUCUUCAUGGAUAUUGAGAUAACGUUCACAUUGACAAUUCUGAGAAAAUAUGGAGAAGGAGAUAAGGUUCAUCUCGAGAAGACAACGAUACGGGUCACCAUAGAUGAUGGAGUUCUAGUGGAAAUAGUGAAUACGGAGAUCGUUUGCAGUCAAAGGCCCUACAAAGUUAGCACAUCAGCACUGUCUUUCAUCUGUCAAGAUGAAGAUGAUGUUCCUCAGAUCUAUCUCAAUACUUCAGGAGAAAUAGUGACGAUGGGAAAAUACAUCGAUCAAAGAGCUCACUUCUACUUGGACUUCUAUGUAGUCAUAGGCCAUCAGUCACAGGGCCAACUCUGUGCAAUACGUCAUGCUAACACCAGUACACUAUACGACGCAGUACAGAACAACAUGAAGCCGCUGAAGGAUCCUUAUAAUCCCGAUCUAGCAUGUAUGCUUGACAAGAUAGCAAGAAGUGAUGGCACUUUCGUGUUCGAGUCAGUGGAGCGUCAAGGUCAUUACCUAGUCUAUGAAAGGACUACAGGAACACUUAAGUUGUCUCAAUGCGUGAGUCUAAGUUCAGUCCCUUCUAGCGGCUCUUUCGAUGUCACUGGUGUCAAAUCCUCAAGGGUGUGAUCAUCUACAAGGUUAUCAUCAAGGUCAUCAUCAAAGUCAUUGUCAAGGUCAUUGUAACAUUCAAUUUCAUGAGCGUUGUCAGGAGUAACACGAAUUGUUUUAGGUUCUUGUAAAUAAUGUGAUCUGUUGAAGUUUCGGGUUGCAAAUCCAAGUCUGACAUAGCGUAGGCACACGAAAUAUGUUGUCACAAAUUUGGGUUCAUGCCACCUUGCCAAAUAUUGUACCACAAACGUACCUGUGAACAUGUGAGAAUAUUCCUUUUUUUUUCAUUCACUUUGCUUUUCGCUUAUUCUGUGGCUAAGAAUGAAGAACCUGAUAUACUAUUAUUCCAAUGAUAUAUGUCAGUACCUACAGAUGCUCCCUUUAAAAUGAAUUGACAGAUUUGUAGGAUACAUGUUAUUAAUUGCAAUAUUGAAAGUUGAAUCGGAAUUCGGUGCUUAAAGACUUUGGUGGAAAGCGCUUUAUAAGCACCGUUUUUAUUAUUAUUGUGAUUAUUAUUAAUAUUUAUUUGCUGAUCAUUAACAUGAUUGCAUGGUCACACGGUUAGAAAAGAUACGUAAAAUGUAAUUAAAAUAAAGGGGCCUCCAGGCAGAAAAUACAUCAUUCGGUAUUUUCGUACAUAACUUAGUUUAGGUCGUUGGUUCGAUCCCCGGCCGCGUCAUACCAAAAGACGUUAAAAGAUAGGAGUUGCUGC